This is a messenger RNA of Pezoporus flaviventris, 1691 nucleotides long. It is a transcript of the gene KCTD4, whose product is annotated as potassium channel tetramerization domain containing 4. The record is from RefSeq and is a predicted model, not a curated record. The transcript has a single exon. Gene Ontology annotation, molecular function: protein binding. Lineage: Eukaryota; Metazoa; Chordata; Aves; Psittaciformes; Psittacidae. Gene Ontology annotation, biological process: protein homooligomerization. Bases 180 to 953 code for a protein of 257 amino acids.
CAGCUGAUACGCCACCUACUGCAAAGCUGAGCUGACAGUCGGAGCAAUGCUAGCAGCAUUUCCAUUCCAACAUCGUGCCGGAGCUUAAUAAAGGUGCUUUUUUAAAAAGAAAAAAAAAUUCUUUUUUCAAGCUGACAAGAACAAAGCAAGAUAGCUGGCUUUUUGUCCUUGCUUUGAUAAUGGAGAGAAAAAUAAGCAGAAGAGAAAAUGAAUGCGAAGAAAAACACAGCAACUCCGAAGGCUCUGAGCAAGACAAGGACUAUAAAACGUCUCUGAUUACUCUGAAUGUUGGUGGCUAUCUAUACAUCACACAAAAACAGACACUAACCAAGUAUCCAGAUUCUUUUCUGGAAGGGAUCAUAAAUGGUAAAAUAAUGUGCCCGUUUGAUGCAGAUGGUCAUUACUUCAUAGACAGAGAUGGACUCCUUUUCAGACACAUUCUCAACUUCCUACGAAAUGGAGAACUUCUUCUACCAGAAGGAUUUCGAGAAAAUCAACUUUUGGCACAAGAAGCGGAUUUUUUCCAGCUUAAGGUACUCUCGGAUGCAGUGAAAUCAAAGUGGGAGAAGGAACAGCUAGCAUCUCGGGAGACUACUUUCCUGGAAAUAACUGACAGCCACGACCGUUCACAAGGACUUAGAAUCUUUUGUAAUGCUCCUGAUUUCAUUGCAAAAAUAAAAUCCAGAAUUGUACUGGUGUCCAAAAGCAGGCUGGAUGGAUUUCCAGAGGAGUUUUCUGUAUCUUCAAAUAUUAUUCAAUUCAAGUACUUCAUAAAGUCUGAGAACGGUACACGGCUGGUACUGAAGGAGGACAACACCUUUGUCUGCACCCUGGAAACUCUUAAGUUUGAGGCUAUAAUGACAGCUUUAAAAUGUGGAUUCAGAUUGCUGACCAGUCUGGAUUGUUCGAAAGGGUCAAUUGUUCACAGCGAUGCACUUCAUUUUAUCAAGUAAUCACAAAACCAAAGGAAACGAGCAUGCAGCCAGUAAGCCUCCGUGACCUGCAGCCUCCUGGCAUCACGAUAAUAUAUCUAACUAGCCUUGUACCACAGAGCUGGCUGCUGAUCAAUUGCUGUGAGCUAAUGGUAUGUAAAUCUCACAAUGACAUCCAUCUCUGGCUUACUUAAGCUGAAAGAAAAUGUUAUGUCUGACUUUAAUAAAAUUAUCUGCUAAACAUUGUAAACACAGACUGAAUGCUUUAUGCUGUUUGUAAUACAUGUUUUCUGGAUGCUGUCUUUCAACCAGUCUCUAGCUGAAUCUUUGUGUACUUGGGUGAUUAACAUGCAUACACCUAACUGCUCUGCUGAACAGCAAGUAGUGAAAGCAUUUUCAUAUAAUAAGCAGGCUUAAAAUAUGUUUUGCUUACAACAAAUUCAGAGUGGAUUUUAACUGGAAUAAAUUAUUUUAAAUGUUCAUUAGUCUUUAUGCUAAUCUAUUGUACUGAAUUUGCAAAAAAGGGUUUAAGAUUAACCAACUUGAUUUUAAAGUUAAAUGAUUUCUCAAUUCACUUAAAACUAAACUUACGGCUGUGUUAUUACAUUAAUAAAAAUUGCCAAAGCAUGUAAACCAACAAAAUAAUGUAAGGAGGGGGGAAUUCAUUCUAUUACUGGAAAUGAGUUGAAUCUGCACAGAAUGUUAAAUUUUCUAAUUAUAUAUACAUCUCAAAUGUCUAAUAAAAAUAUUUGACAUAAA